AUGUCAACGCCGACGCCCGCACAGCACCCAAUAUCCAGCCAGCAACGGCCAGCCAACGACGACAUGGCCACGUCCCAAUGGCCCCGCCUCAUCCCCGCCACGACCCAACGUCCGCCCCACCUGCCCCGCCACCACCUCAACGGCACCCAGGACGUAUUCCGCCUAUUUGACCUCGUACCCAUCUACGACCGCGCAGUCAGACCUUUCCUCCAGCAGCAGCAGCAGCAGCAGCAGCAGCAGCAGCCGGCGGCCACUCCGCUCGCCAGCCACGCCGCACCCACUCCAUCCUCGUCGACCCCGCUCCCCUUUCCCCUCGCACCGCACCUCGACACCUCCCUCACCCCUACCACAACCGCCACCGCCGCCACCACCACCGCCGCCAACGCUACCACCGCUGCACCAGCGGGAUCCACGACGGCGGCCAUCAACAAGCGCGCCAAGCCGCCCGCCACCUACGCCCACUACCUCUCAGACAUCGCGGGCAGGGUCAAGCCGCCCAGCAAGCGCAACCGCGCCGCCAAGCCAGACAAACCCUCGACCUCGCUCGUCGCCAUCCUCAACAAGCCCGAAUACACGCCCCAGCGCAUCCUCCCCUUUGACGCAGAGACGCUCCGCUCCGCCUUUGUCGUGCAGAGCGGGCCAGUCGACGAGAUCGACCAAAGCCUCCUCGAGCCCGACGAGGAAGAUGCUGCACCGCGAAAGAAGAAGAAAAAGAGGGACAAGGCCGCCGCGCCCGCUUCUGCUGCCGGCACGGCACCACCCUCGACCGCCGCCGCCGCCACGCCCAGACCUCGUUGA
This is a messenger RNA of Pseudozyma flocculosa PF-1, 798 nucleotides long. RefSeq lists its product as uncharacterized. The coding region runs from base 1 to 798 and encodes 265 amino acids. Lineage: Eukaryota; Fungi; Basidiomycota; Ustilaginomycetes; Ustilaginales; Ustilaginaceae. The record is from RefSeq and is a predicted model, not a curated record. The transcript has 2 exons.